Messenger RNA from Astyanax mexicanus (Mexican tetra), 2966 nucleotides. RefSeq names its product ribonucleotide reductase M1 polypeptide (gene rrm1). Gene Ontology annotation, molecular function: ribonucleoside-diphosphate reductase activity, thioredoxin disulfide as acceptor; ATP binding. Gene Ontology annotation, cellular component: ribonucleoside-diphosphate reductase complex. The transcript is spliced from 19 exons. Gene Ontology annotation, biological process: DNA replication; deoxyribonucleotide biosynthetic process. NCBI's taxonomy places the organism in Eukaryota, Metazoa, Chordata, Actinopteri, Characiformes, Acestrorhamphidae. The record is from RefSeq and is a predicted model, not a curated record. The coding region runs from base 140 to 2521 and encodes 793 amino acids.
AGACAUUCGCGCUUUAUUUCUUGCAUCAGCUGGUCAGUGCUGGACGGCAGGCCCAAGCUAGUAGUUAGAUACACAGUACCUCUGUUAUAAUAGUCAUUUUUGUACCAGUUUUGCACUUUUCCUUACAAUAUAAGUAAACAUGUACGUCCUCAAGCGAGAUGGACGCCAGGAGCGUGUUAUGUUUGACAAAAUUACCUCACGUAUCCAGAAGCUCUGCUAUGGACUCAACUCUGACUUUGUUGAUCCUACUCAGAUAACAAUGAAGGUGAUCCAGGGCUUGUACAGUGGGGUGACCACUGUAGAGCUGGACACCUUGGCUGCAGAGACCGCUGCUACCCUCACCACUAAACAUCCUGACUAUGCCAUCUUGGCAGCCCGUAUUGCAGUGUCUAACCUGCACAAGGAGACAAAGAAGGUAUUUAGUGAGGUUAUGGAGGACCUUUACAACUACGUUAAUCCUCUUAAUGGACGACACUCCCCAAUGAUCUCCAAGGACACCCUUGACAUUAUCUUGGCUAAUAAGGAUCGCCUCAAUUCAGCCAUCAUCUUCGACAGGGACUUCUCUUACAACUUCUUUGGUUUCAAGACUCUGGAGCGGUCGUAUUUGCUCAAGAUUGAUGGAAAGGUUGCAGAAAGGCCACAGCACAUGCUGAUGAGGGUAGCAGUUGGGAUCCAUAAGGAAGAUAUUGCUGCUGCUAUUGAGACCUACAACCUGCUGUCUGAGAAAUGGUUCACCCACGCUUCUCCUACACUCUUCAAUGCAGGCACUAACCGGCCUCAGCUCUCCAGCUGUUUCCUUCUUGCUAUGCGUGACGACAGCAUUGACGGGAUCUAUGACACCCUGAAGCAGUGUGCCCUGAUCUCCAAAUCUGCAGGAGGCAUUGGAGUUGCAGUGAGCUGUAUUAGAGCUACAGGCAGCUACAUUGCAGGAACAAAUGGCAAUUCAAAUGGACUGGUUCCCAUGCUCCGUGUUUACAACAACACAGCUCGCUAUGUUGACCAGGGGGGAAACAAGAGGCCUGGAGCAUUUGCCAUGUACCUUGAGCCAUGGCACUUUGACAUCUUUGACUUCCUGGAGCUGAAGAAGAACACGGGUAAAGAAGAGCAGAGGGCCAGAGACCUGUUUUAUGCUCUGUGGAUUCCUGAUCUCUUCAUGAAGAGAGUGGAGACCAAUGCGGAAUGGUCCCUUAUGUGCCCAAAUGACUGUCCAGGUCUGGAUGAGUGCUGGGGUGAAGAGUUUGAAAAACUGUACACCAGGUAUGAGCAGGAGGGCAAGGCAAAGCGUGUAGUGAAGGCUCAGCAGGUGUGGUAUGCUAUUAUUGAGUCUCAGACUGAGACUGGCACUCCCUACAUGCUUUACAAAGAUGCCUGCAAUAGGAAGAGCAACCAGCAGAACCUCGGCACCAUUAAAUGCAGCAAUUUGUGUACAGAGAUUGUGGAGUAUACAAGCAAGGAUGAGGUGGCUGUGUGCAAUCUGGCGUCCAUCGCACUUAACAUGUAUGUGACACCUGACAGGACAUUUGAUUUCCAGAAGUUAGCAUCUGUAACGAAGGUCAUUGUCAGGAACUUGAACAAAAUCAUUGAUAUCAACUAUUACCCAGUUAUUGAGGCAGAGAGAUCCAACAAGCGCCACAGGCCCAUUGGUAUUGGAGUGCAGGGCCUGGCUGAUGCUUUUAUACUCAUGCGGUUCCCUUUCGAAAGUGCAGAAGCUCAACUCCUCAAUACACAGAUCUUUGAAACCAUCUACUACGCUGCCUUGGAAUCCAGCUGUGAGUUGGCUGCUGAGCAUGGACCGUAUGAAACCUAUGCUGGAUCUCCUGUUAGCAAAGGCAUCCUGCAAUAUGACAUGUGGGAGAAGACCCCAACAGACUUGUGGGACUGGAAGGAGCUAAAGGAGAAGAUUGCCAAGAAUGGUAUCCGUAACAGUCUUCUGCUUGCACCGAUGCCCACCGCUUCCACAGCCCAAAUUCUGGGUAAUAAUGAGUCCAUUGAGCCAUACACUAGCAAUUUCUACACACGCAGAGUGCUCUCUGGGGAGUUUCAGAUUGUAAAUCCUCACUUGCUGAAAGAUCUCACAGAAAGAGGCCUGUGGAGUGAAGACAUGAAGAACCAGCUGAUUGCUCACAAUGGUUCAAUCCAGGGUAUUCCCACAAUCCCAGAUGACUUGAAGGAGUUGUAUAAGACUGUAUGGGAGAUUUCUCAGAAGGUGGUCCUCAAGAUGGCUGCUGACAGAGGGGCUUUCAUCGACCAGAGUCAGUCCCUCAAUAUCCACAUUGCAGAGCCCAACUAUGGCAAGCUUACUAGCAUGCACUUUUAUGGCUGGAAGCAGGGGCUGAAAACUGGCAUGUAUUAUCUGCGCACAAAGCCAGCUGCCAAACCCAUCCAGUUCACCCUCAACAAGGAGAAACUGAAAGAGUCUCAGACAACCAAAAGCAACGAGGAAGAGAUCAAGGAACGCAACACGGCAGCUAUGGUGUGCUCUCUGGAGAAUCGUGAUGAGUGCCUGAUGUGUGGCUCUUAAAGUUUCUCCUUGUCUUAAGCAUCCUUGCUCUUCAACCUUGUCAUGUUGAGCUUCGUAAUCAACCGCCAGGUGUUUUGCAGUCAUUAAUGGCACUUAGAGUAUUUUGUCUGAAUUAAUACAAGGCAUCAAAUGAGGUUUCUGUUGCUAAUACUGUUGCUGUGGGACAUGCAUUACAGUCUUUUGAUCUUCUAUUUUAGUGCUGUACAUAGAAUGCUUAUCAACCAAAUAGAGCUAUAAAAUGUUUCAUAUUUAUUUCACUUGGCUAUACUGCCUAACAGUUCUGUACAGAUUUCCACUGAUCUGUGUAUGAUUGCAUUUGAUGAUAAUACAUUUCAGAAGCAGUGUUGAUGCAUGUUAUUUACAUAGAAUAUCUACUAUUAACUGUCCAGUCUGUAAAGAAUUGAUUGUUUUAUAUGUUAAAACAAUAAAUGAUUUGUACUUAAAA